Messenger RNA from Onychostoma macrolepis, 2306 nucleotides. RefSeq lists its product as uncharacterized. The transcript has 5 exons. The record is from RefSeq and is a predicted model, not a curated record. The coding region runs from base 1453 to 2097 and encodes 214 amino acids. Lineage: Eukaryota; Metazoa; Chordata; Actinopteri; Cypriniformes; Cyprinidae.
CAGCUGUAAAACAAUUAGCUCUUGAAAUUAAACAAUUUAGACUACUAAAUGUUUUAAAAAUAUAAUGUAGUCGCACAUAACUGCUGUUGGGGUCACGGAAAGAGACUCAGAGGAUUAGAAUAUAAACAGGUAUCUUUAUUGACAGCAACUGAAGCAGAGGGUAAUGACAGGUGAGUAUCAAGGGCAAUGGAACAGUUCUUGGACAGAUUGUGACUAUAACCUUGUUUUGCUGGAGAUCGUGGAAGGGAGACAACAGACAGCACACCUCUCUUUGACUGCGUUUACAUGCGCAUGAAUAUUGCGAUUAUUUCCAAUAAUCAGAGUAAGGACUUAAUCGCAUUAUGAUGUUUACAUGUCAAGAGCAAAGCUCUUACUCCCGUUUACAUGCAAUUUCCAUUAUUCGCUAAGAAUUGUGGUUAAUUUGUUUUUACUGCCAAUAUUCACAUACCCCACUGGACAGCACAAAUGAUGGACUCAGAAAGAGCAGUGUUGGUCGCUGUUUUAAUUUAUUUACGUCUAAUGCAUAAUGAUUUUGUAUGGCUGUAUUCCACGCUUUUUCGGCGCCAUAGAAAUGUGAUAGAAUUUGUUUGAUUAUACGCUGCCGUCGCGUUCUACUCGCCGUUUCUGGAUGAGGGUAAGGAACAGAGACUGCUGGCAGCUUGUUGUGUUUUCCUCAGAAUGCGAUGCUUUCUUCCCCUCCAUCGUUUCUAAUCUCCGUAUUAUUACAGGUGCGUGUCACGUUAUUCAUGUCACAAGCGCAUGCGCACUUUGGUCAGAGCAGCAAUACUGCGAUUAAGGUGUUUACAUGCCUGUGUAUUUCGAUUAAAAUCGGCGUACGCAUAGGCGUAAAUCCCGGGGCAGGACCCCCCCUAUCUGAGGCUUGUCCCCCCUAAAAAUAUCAUUACAAGCGACUCUGUGUAUUGAAAAUAAUAUAAUGGACAUAUACUUAAAAUAAUUGUGUGAUUAGUAAAACAAAAUAAACGGGAAAAAAAACGUUUUAAGUUCAGAAAUGUUUUGAUUCCCCCCUCCCUUGCCUCAUAGUGGUUUGGUCCACUGCCUGCUUUCCUUCUUUACCUAUACACGCACACGAGUCCGGUGAGAGAGAGCAAGUUAGUUAUGUGUAAGUAGGCUGUCAAGGCUAUUUUAUUCUCUUUAAACAUCGGGUGAAAUGGUUCUUUCUCUUUAAUACAGAUGAUGCUGGAUCAUUAAUAAAUUAGUCAUGACAAUGUUAUGAUAUCCUUGAUGUUUUUUCUAUGAGCAAUUAUAAGGUUACAUUUACAUUUACAUUUAGUCAUUUUGCAGACGCUUUUAUCCAAAGCGACUUACAAUUUGGGGAACACAUGAAGCGUUUCAUCUUGAAGAGGCAAUCCGACAAAGGAAGUGCUUGUAACACCAAGUCUCAGACAUUGUUUAAAUAAGUACAAGCUAGCAAGGGAAGGAAUAAAUCUGUUGAUGUGGUCUCAAGCCGCAGAGAGUGUAACAAACACAGCAGUAACUUUAGGAGCUGAUGUGAAUAUAAGCUGUGAUCUUGAUAUAGAGCAGAUUUACUGGUACAGACACAAAUCACCAGAUCCUCCAGUGUUCAUCUUACGCACUUACAGCAGCACAUAUAAAGGAGCUGAAUAUGAAAACAGCAUCUUCAAACUCAAAUACUCGGUGAAUACUAACAGUCGUCUGUUCAUCAGAAAUAUCAGCACUGAUGAAUUAGGAGUUUAUUAUUGUGUCAAAACUAGUGAACCACAAAAAUUCAGCAACGGCAUCAAAAUCUACAUCAACAAUUCUGUCCUGAAGUCACAUGAUGCUGCACAAGACCAGAAAUCAUGGAUAAAUCUGACCAUCAUCAUCAUCAUCAUCAUCAUCACUGCUUCUGUCAGCAUUGCUGUAAUAGGUUUGAUAAAGAGCUGCACAAACUCAAGCAGAGGAGGUAAAGAAAGCUUCAGGAGAGACGUGAAAGAGUCGCAGUUUGCUGAAGCUGUUUUGUUGAAGCAUCUCAGUGGCAGCAGAUCUUGUCAAACCGUGUGCAGCUUCUCUCUUCUUCAGUCAAUAACAGAUGAAGGAGCUUCAGAAGAGACAGAAAAGUGCUUUAGAUUUAAAUAAACAAAUGACAUUUCAUUUGUGUUUUGAAAACCUGACGCUGUGAAUAAAUUGUCUUUGUAAAAUAAAGCGGGGCUUCUGUGGAGCAACCACUGGAGGUCGCUGUUUUUAUUUUACACUCAAGAACAAAGUCAAGACGAAACUCAAGACUGAGAAACAUUUGUACAAACACUAUAUUCAGUAAAGAUUUGAGGUGUGAUGAAUAUUUAACA